Molecule: messenger RNA, 1602 nt
Organism: Enterobius vermicularis (human pinworm)
Lineage: Eukaryota; Metazoa; Nematoda; Chromadorea; Rhabditida; Oxyuridae
Source: the annotation of a GenBank genome assembly
AUGAUAUGGAUGUAUUAUGGUUUUUGGAUGACCGCAUUCGUUAGGUAUACGGCAGCAGUAUCGUCAGAAAUACGUAAACAGUUAUAUGAAGAUCUCCUAUUUGAUUAUAUGAAAGUUCCACGACCAGUCAAAAAUACUUCAGUUGUUUUAACGGUUGAAGUUGGCGCAUCAUUGAUACGUUUAAUUGACGUGGACGAAAAAAAUCAGAUAAUGACAACAAAUCUUUGGCUUGAAAUGCGUUGGUAUGACACAAGACUUACUUGGGAACCAAAAAAGUAUGGAGGCAUAAGAAGCCUGCAUAUACCAAGCGAUUUUAUUUGGGUUCCAGAUUUUGUUCUGUAUAAUAAUGCUGUUGGUGAUCCUGACAUCACCACUGUCACAAAUGCUUUGGUUGCUUAUGAUGGUCGAGUAGUAUGGCAUCCACCAGCUAUUUAUAAAUCAUUUUGCCCAAUUGAUGUUACGUGGUUCCCAUAUGACACACAAAACUGCGAAAUGAAAUUUGGCAUCUGGACAUAUACUGGUUACUAUAUUGAUCUAAAACAGAUUAACAAAGAUCAGGUAAAGAAUGAAACCGACAAAAAUGGCGAAGAAGCUGAAGUUGUACACGUCGGAAUGGAUUUGAGCUUCUAUUAUGAGUCAGCAGAAUGGGAUCUGCUGUCACUGUCAUCGGCAAAACAUUCAAAGCUUUACUCCAAUUGUUGUGGACCAGAAAAAUUUGUUGAUAUAACUUAUUUUUUUACACUUCGUCGAAAAACACUUUUUUUCACCUGUAAUCUUAUUGUGCCUUGCUUUCUCAUAUCUUCACUAACCACAUUUGUAUUCUGUUUGUCCAGAAAAAAGAUCGACUUUGCCAUUCACUUGUUGGUUACUUUAACUGUAUUUUUUUUGGUGCUUUUGGAAAUAAUGCCUCCAACUUCAGUGGUUUUACCAAUGCUUGGCCGUUAUCUGACAACUACAAUGGUUUUGGUUACUGCUUCAACAAUUGUUUCAGUUAUUGUUGUUAAUGUUCGCCUUCGUAAAGGUUCUUCGCAUACUAUGUCACCGUGGACCAGAAAAAUUUUUCUUGACCUUUUGCCACGACUUUUGAUAAUGCGAAGGCCAAAAAUCGAAAAAACGGAGUGGAAGAUUGGUGUACAACGCGUAACUGAGCCACCGAAAUUGUUAAAUUUUCAAGCGACGUCACAAUCGUUGAGAUUAGAAAGAAGUAAUUGUGAAGUAGAAGUUCCACCUCGUAAAUAUCAUAGCAUAUUGGUUCGAUCAGCACAACAUCAUAGUUCAAAGAAGCGUAAAUGCCAUAUGUGGAAACCGAUAAGAGAUCAAAAGUUUCGUGAACUUUUAUUUCACAAAAAUUUGAUAUUGAAAAUUUACCGACAACUGCAUUUUAUUGCCACGUAUUUUGAAUGUGCAGAAUAUGAAUCCGAACUGUCUGAAGAAUGGGUAUUUGUAUCAAUGGUUAUGGAUCGAUUUUUCUUCAUAGUUUUUUCAAUAUUAAAUAUUGGAUCAAUUUCGAUCAUUCUUGAAGCACCAAUUUUUUACGAGUAUCAUCAACCGAUGAACAGAUCAGCACCAAGUAAACCGCUCGGACAGACAUAUUUUAGUUAA